Messenger RNA from Prorocentrum cordatum, 1752 nucleotides. The record is from the annotation of a GenBank genome assembly. NCBI's taxonomy places the organism in Eukaryota, Dinophyceae, Prorocentrales, Prorocentraceae.
AUGUCGACGCCGGCAGAGAACACCUGCAAAGCGCUUCCGGAGCGCGUCGGCGGUCAGAUCGCGGCGCUCGCCGCGAACGCGGGAAGAUGGCAUGCCAUGGCGGACGCGGAGCGCGCGGCCGUGGUGCGGGCGUGCCGCGUGCAGCUCGGCACGCUCGACAAUGACUGGGUCGCCGAGAACAUGAGGUGCCUCGGCCUGGAGCCCUCGCAGGCGGAUGCGUACAACAUCCAGAACAUGGACCCAUUUAUUUUCACAUCGGCCAUAGCGGAUCGCCUGGACAAGAUCGCCGAGCGCCUCGAGGGCAAGCUGAAGGUCCCCGAGAGGGACAGGCAGCUGCCCAGGGACGGGCCUUGCAUCUACAAGAUGGGCGCGACGGGCGCAGGGUUCAAGGGUGUGGAGCUCGAGCUGUGGGCCAACCCGGGCGGCGACGACACGGAGCCGAGCACCGCUGACGCUCCGGGCGUGGGCGUCGUGCUGGGUGCGGGGAACCAGAAUUUCCUCACGGUGAACGACGUGCUCGAGCUGGCGUUCAUCCACAAGAAGUGCGUCUUCCUGAAAGAGCAUCCCCUGCGCGACUUCAUGGACGCCCCCUUCAAGCACCUACUGGCCCCCCUCGCAGCGAGCGGCGCCUACGAGCAGUGCCUCGACUCGCAGCUGGCCGGCGCGCACUCGGCGCUCGUGACCCACCCCUCUGUGACGCACGUGCACAUGACCGGCAGCGGCGCGACGCACGACCGGGUCCGUUCCGCCUUGGAGGCAGCAGGUCGUGAGAACCACGUGCUCUUUACUUCGGAGCUCGGCUGCGUGACCCCGUGGAUCGUGUGCCCGGGCACCGAGGAGCAGUGGCAACAGAGCGACAUCGAGAGGCAUGCGGCCAUGCUCACGGGUGCCUUCAAGAGCAACUGCUCCAUGAACUGCAUCUCCCCGAAGGUUUUGGUACUGCCCCCAGAAGCCGUGUGGCCGCAGCGGCCGCAGUUCCUGGCGGCAUUGAAGCAGAGCUUGGCCAGGACGUCCCAGCCGCCGCCCUUCUACCCAGGUGCGCACCAGCGCUAUGCAGCAUUCGAGAAAGAGUACCCGGACGCGGAGAAGAUCGAGGCGCCGCCUUCGCAGACGCCUGGCUGCGGCCUCGAGGCGGCCGAGUACCGAUCCUUGGGCCAGGACAUUACGAUUUUGCCCAGCCUCCUCGUGGAUGUCGGCACCAUCGGUGAGGCAGGGUGCCGCAAGUACGCCCUGCAGACGGAGGCAUUCGCGCCCGUGCUGGCCAUCGCGACGGUAGCCUGCUCGGAUCCAAAGGAGUUCCCCCUGGCCGCGGCGCGGGCAGUGAACGAGCAUGUCUUCGGCAACCUCGGCUGCAACGUCAUCUACCCGGACAGGCGCGACGAGACUCUGGAUGAGAUGAUUCGGACCCUGAACUACGGCAUUGUGUCAGUGAACCACUGGGUGGCACUCAAUUAUGCCAACCCGCUGGGCGUCUGGGGCGGGGCCCCAGGUUCCUACAAGGCCUCCGCCCCCGCUAGCGGCCUCGGCUUCCUCGGCAACCUCGCGCAGGUCCCGCGCCCGCUGAGGGGCGUGUCGCUCGCAGCCUUCGGUAACAAGGACAUAGUCAUGGACAAGCCCAUGCCGUCCCUCCUCGCUGACAUCCUGCAGGUUGUGAUCGCGAAGAAGCCGCUGGCCGUGCUUCGCAUCGUAGGCAUCCUCGUGCGCCGCCUGUGCAGCCUCCUCUCUGCGGCCCCGCCGCCUCGGCGCCGCUGA